ACCACAUGAAAUUGCACAAAAGCAGCCAAAGGCAAAAUCUAGAGAAAGUCCAUACUUUGCUUAUUUCUAACUUUCAGUAAUCUUUUACACAAAGUCAGAAGUCGGAACUGACGACGAUGGCCGCUACUACUGCUUCUGCUAAUUCACUGACCUCUGCUUUUCUUCCCCGCCUAGGAUUUCAUGGGUCAUCUCAUCAGAGCCUACAAUUGAGAAGCCAAAAGUUUGCAAGAAAAGCUGGUUCUGGCACAAUAACAGCUAAAUUUGAACUCCAGCCUCCUCCUUAUCCCAUGGAUGCUUUGGAGCCUCAUAUGAGUAGUAGAACAUUUGAAUUCCACUGGGGGAAGCAUCACAGGGCUUAUGUCGACAACUUAAAUAAGCAAAUAGACGGAACAGAACUAGAUGGAAAGACACUAGAAGACAUAAUACUUGUUACAUAUAAUAAAGGUGCUCCCCUCCCAGCAUUCAACAAUGCUGCUCAGGCCUGGAAUCAUCAGUUUUUCUGGGAAUCAAUGAAGCCCAACGGAGGAGGAGAGCCAUCUGGUGAAUUAUUAGAACUAAUCAACAGAGACUUUGGUUCCUAUGAUGCAUUUGUUAAAGAAUUUAAGGCAGCUGCGGCAACACAAUUUGGCUCUGGUUGGGCCUGGCUCGCAUACAAACCUGAGGAGAAAAAGCUUGCUUUGGUGAAAACUCCUAACGCUGAAAAUCCUCUUGUUUUGGGUUACACGCCGCUCCUCACCAUAGACGUUUGGGAGCAUGCCUACUAUCUGGACUUUCAGAACCGGCGGCCUGACUACAUAUCCAUCUUUAUGGAGAAGCUCGUGUCGUGGGAAGCAGUCAGUUCUAGGCUUAAAGCAGCAACAGCUUGAGCUGCUUAGCGAGAGCACAUAAAGGAGGAAGAGUCAAAUAUAGCAGGCACGAGAGCAAAUAUUUGAGGCAGAAUGAUUUUUGUUAAAGAGACACUAUUUUCAAUCCUGCUAUUCUUCUUUCUCAGUUGAGAAUUUAGAUGUCUUUAUUAUGUGCACUUUACAGUAUUUUUUCUGUUCUUUAGCAACUGUUAAUGGCAGGGAAAAAUGAAUCAAUUUGAGGUGUGGGACAACAAUGCAAGGACAUGAAUAAAUAAAUAAAUCUAUUGCGCUUUGAUGCUCUAA
Molecule: messenger RNA, 1148 nt
Organism: Nicotiana attenuata
Lineage: Eukaryota; Viridiplantae; Streptophyta; Magnoliopsida; Solanales; Solanaceae
Product: superoxide dismutase [Fe], chloroplastic
Exons: 9
Coding region: 117-866 (249 amino acids)
Biological process (GO): superoxide metabolic process
Cellular component (GO): chloroplast nucleoid
Molecular function (GO): metal ion binding; superoxide dismutase activity
Source: RefSeq, a predicted model, not a curated record